Molecule: messenger RNA, 1071 nt
Organism: Populus nigra (black poplar)
Lineage: Eukaryota; Viridiplantae; Streptophyta; Magnoliopsida; Malpighiales; Salicaceae
Product: acid phosphatase 1
Exons: 3
Coding region: 128-871 (247 amino acids)
Molecular function (GO): acid phosphatase activity
Source: RefSeq, a predicted model, not a curated record
AGUCAUAUCUAGGCAAAUUAAACAUUAGCAUAUUUUGUUUUUGGUGUAAAUGCCCGAGCAAAACAUUAUUCACAAUUGAUAACCAACAAGUUGCUCGAUCAUAUCCAAUCUAGUUUUUCCUUGAAGAAUGACUAAAUCCCAGCCGCUGCUUUCCCUUUUGCUCUUCAUCUUCAUCUCGGGAACCAUUUCCCAAUCAAUCAUUCAACUCUCCAGAGACCACGACGUUUACUGCAACAGCUGGAGGUUCUCUGUGGAAACAAACGACGUUGGGUACUGGGAUCAUGUGCCUUCCAGAUGCGUGUCCUACGUGCAAGACUACAUGACAGGGGAUGGGUACCGCUCCGACAGUGAGGUUGCUGCCUCCUACGCGCUUGGCUUCGCUAAGACGGUAGAGAUUGCGGGCGAUGGGAAGGAUGCUUGGGUCUUUGAUGUCGAUGAGACUCUGCUAUCCAAUCUGCCCUACUAUGCUGUACAUGGAUUCGGAUCUGAACCCUUUGAUGAAUUAUCUUUUGACGAGUGGGUGGAUUUAGCUGAGGCACCUGCUUUACAAGCAAGUCUGAAUUUGUACAAGGAGCUAAAGCAACUGGGAUUCACUGUAUUUAUGCUAACCGGGCGAAGUGAACAUCAAAGGAAUGCCACUGUGAAAAAUCUUCGAUUGGAAGGAUACAGUGACUGGGAAAGGCUGAUUUUGAGGGAGAGCUCAGAUCAGGGAAAACCAGCGACAUUUUACAAAUCCCAGAGGAGAUUGGAGUUGGUAAAUGAAGGAUACAGGAUUCAUGGGAACUCCGGUGAUCAGUGGAGUGACUUGUAUGGCUUUGCUGUUUCAGAGAGGUCCUUUAAACUCCCAAAUCCACUAUAUUACAUUCCAUAACAAAAGAUGACCACUGGGCAAUUGGGUUAUGUGAUAUGAUGACGUUGUAUUUCUUAGCUGAAUGCUGAUAUUCUUUCAUAUCAGAAGAGCCCAGCUGCACUAUUCAAACAAGAUUGGAAUUAAAACACAAAGCAAAAUAAUGGGAUAUUAUGGAACUGAAAAUACCAUAUGUAUGAAACUACUAGCUACAUUACGUUCUA